Messenger RNA from Ziziphus jujuba (common jujube), 1506 nucleotides. Its product is annotated as heat stress transcription factor B-4d. Lineage: Eukaryota; Viridiplantae; Streptophyta; Magnoliopsida; Rosales; Rhamnaceae. Bases 231 to 1310 code for a protein of 359 amino acids. The record is from RefSeq and is a predicted model, not a curated record. Gene Ontology annotation, molecular function: DNA-binding transcription factor activity; RNA polymerase II cis-regulatory region sequence-specific DNA binding. Gene Ontology annotation, biological process: regulation of transcription by RNA polymerase II. The transcript is spliced from 2 exons. Gene Ontology annotation, cellular component: nucleus.
AGAAAAAUUCAAUAUUUUGGCUGACAUGGUCAUAUGCUUCUUAAAGUUAGAAACUGCAUGAGAGAGAGAGAGAGAGAGAGAGAGAGAGAGCUUUUAUUUUAGUGACAUGGUCAUAUGUUUUUGCUUCAUAAAGUUGGAGAGUUAUUAUUAUGCAAAGGAGAGAGAGAGAGAGAGAGAGAGAGAGAGAGAGAGGGAUUAAUAGUUGGUGGAGGUGGAAGUAGUGGAAGACAAUGAGAGACUGUGCAGGAAGAGGAUUGGAUGUAGAAGAAGAAGAAGAUCAAGAAGAAGUAGAAAUGGGUUUCAUAGUGCAGGAGAGGUCAUGUAGUACUGAAGAAAACAUGGUGUUCUCAGUGGAGUCACAGAAGGCAGUUCCUGCUCCAUUCCUGACAAAGACAUACCAGCUUGUUGAUGACCCUCGAACUGAUCACAUUGUUUCUUGGGGUGAAGACGAAUCCACCUUUGUUGUUUGGAGGCCUCCUGAGUUUGCUAGAGAUCUCCUUCCCAAUUAUUUCAAGCACAACAAUUUCUCUAGCUUUGUUAGGCAGCUCAAUACUUAUGGAUUCAAAAAGAUAGUAGCAGAUAGAUGGGAGUUCGCCAACGAGUACUUCAAGAAAGGAGCAAAGCAUUUGUUAACGGAGAUUCACAGAAGAAAAACCUCACAGCAACAACACCACCAUUAUUCCCAACUACACUUCCACCAAGACCACCACCACCAACAAUCCCAUUUUUCCCAACCUUCACAUGCAGAUAAUAAUAAUCUUCAUGAAACUACUACUACUUUGGGUUGGAUACAAAGUACUACUCCAUUGUUGCCAUCUCCAAAACCUUCUUCAGCAGGUAAUACCGAUAUUCUAACAGCACUCACAGAAGACAAUCAAAGACUCAGGAGAAAAAACUUCAUGCUCUUAUCAGAACUCACCCACAUGAAGAGCCUCUACAAUGACAUCAUCUUCUUCAUCCAAAACCAUGUCAAACCAGCUUUGAGCUACGACCAGCAGAGAAUUACCACUAGUAGUACUACUUCAGCUACUAACAACAUUAAUGGUGGUGGGGCUGCUAAACUCAUUGAGCUUGGUUCUUCAUUUCAGGAAAGGAGCAAUUUUGUUAACUCAGGUGUUGUGAGAAGAAGCUGCGGUCCAGCUGGUAAUAAUAAUAAUAAGACUUGUUCAGGAGUGAGUGUUGAUGAGGAAGGCAAUGGUGGUAGUACAGUAAAACUGUUUGGGGUCUCUUUAAGUGGCAAAAAGAGAAUGCACCCUGAACCGUUGGAUCAGCAGGAACCACCACUGGGUUGGACGGUAUCCGUUGAUUAGCUUUUUUUUUUUCUUUUUUUCUUUUUUUGUGUUGGGAAAGGAGUUAUAAAGCUAUGUAGAUAAACGGUGAUAAUUUUCAAUUUUAGUUAGCUUUGUGACUGUCAUGAGUAAAUUAAUCAUCUUUUGGAAUCUUCAUUAUAUUUCAAAGAGGAUGAAAUCUUGGACUUUGAUUGAAUAUAUAUAGAUAUUGCACGUU